CUCCCGCUUCCCAGUGCGCUGGCGUUGAAAGCUGCCUCCGAGCUGCCGUUCGCUUCAGAGCACCCCGGCUACCUGCUGUGUGCGCGCCCGCGCGUCUUUGCUGGUUCGUGGAAGUGCACCUGUGAGCUUUGUGCCGGGUGGCCGUGCCCCGUUCCCCCGGGUGUCGCCUCCCUGCCAGGCAGCUGUCAAACGUUUGAUGAAAGAAGCUGCAGAACUGAAGGAUCCUACAGAUCAUUAUCAUGCACAGCCUUUGGAGGAUAAUCUUUUUGAAUGGCACUUUACUGUUAGAGGCCCUCCAGAUUCAGAUUUCGAUGGAGGGAUUUAUCAUGGGCGAAUAGUACUACCACCUGAAUAUCCCAUGAAACCACCCAGCAUUAUUUUGCUGACGGCAAAUGGCAGGUUUGAAGUGGGGAAGAAAAUUUGUCUAAGCAUCUCAGGGCAUCAUCCUGAAACAUGGCAGCCUUCAUGGAGCAUAAGAACAGCUUUACUAGCCAUUAUUGGAUUUAUGCCAACCAAAGGUGAAGGAGCAAUAGGAUCUCUAGAUUAUACACCAGAAGAAAGAAGAGCUCUUGCAAAGAAGUCACAAGACUUCUGUUGUGAAAUGUGUGGCACAUCUAUGAAGACAGCCCUCUUACCACUAACAUCCGGAAGCGUGUCAAGCCAGGCCGACAAGGAGGCUAAAGAACUUGCCAGACAAAUUAGCUUCAAGGCAGAAGUCAAUUCAUCCAGGAAGUCUGAUGCUGGACCCUCAAACACGUUAGGAUUGAACCACUCUGCAGCUUCACGUGAGCCCCCGGAGGAUGGUGCAUCUAGAGCGUUCCAGGAUCCAACAAGUGCAACGUCUGAAACUCCAAACAGCAGUGCAGCAGCCAGUCAAGAGCAUGCUCCGCCUGUGUCCACGAACACGUCUAUGAGUCCACGGCAGCGCCGUGCCCAGCAGCAGAGUCAGAGGCGGGCUCCGACUUCAACUGACUUUAAUCGGGUACAGCAACCAAGAGUCAACAUGAACCAGACGGGAUCAACUGUUCUGAUUGUCCUUCUGACUUUUGCACUGGCAGCUCUUAUAUUUCGUAGAAUAUGUUUGGCUAAUGAGUAUAUAUUUGAGUUAUAAGGUUGUUUCUGUUGUAAUAGCAGUGGCUUGAAUGCUUCGUUGAACAUUCUGUAUUGGGUAUGACAUGAGAACUGUUUACAAAGGCUACUUUUCGUAUUCAUGCUUAAGUCCUUAUGAAUGUUAAUGUACCUACAGAUACAUUACAUGUAAGAAAAGCAAAGUUGGACGUUUAACUACAACCAGUGUUAACUGCGUGCCCACUAGAUACUUGGAGAAGCAGUGCGGUGGAAUGGUAACAUCAAGGCAUGUGGGAGGGCAGUCAGUUUGUCAACUAGAAAAAGGCAAUUUAAAAAAGUGGUUGAUUCACUGUUUUUUUAUGGAACAUAAAUGCAAUUAAUCACCCCGUCUAAGUUAGUGUAAGAUUUCACGUUGGAGAAGGAAUUCUAAAAUGAAACACUACUAUGUGUUUGUGUCCGGUGAACUCUUAAUUUAGGGAGGAUACAGUUUUGUAACAACUUUUAUUUACCAUGACACAUUUCUAGAGGGGGGACACAUACAAAUUGGUUGUGAUGCUGCUUUGUGUAUGUGAAAGGGGGAAAGGAGUAGGGGGGCAAAGAAGGGGCCAGAAAACUACUCGUUAGUUAUUUUGAUUUUUAUUUUUUGGAAGAAAGACUGGAUAAUCUUUUGCAAGAUUUGAAUGUCCUCUUCUGAUACUCUCAAUUGUAUAUCUUGGUUUUUUUAAAUUUGAAGACGAUAUAAAACUAUUCCUGCAAUAGUUAUAAAUAUGUAAUAUAAUUAUUUACCCAGUGCUAUUGUCUUUUAAUUAUACCAGAAAUAUUCAUAAUGUGUUGAACUGAAUGUUUCAUAUGCGAUUUUAUUUACUAAAGAAAAUUUAAACCUUAUUAUGCUUAAACUCUCAUAUAUAUGAACGUGCUUAAGAGAAAUAUUUAUUAAAACCUUCGUAAUAAUAAAGAGUUUCAAGCCAGUCUUUGGUUAUGUUUCAAGUAUCACAUGGCCUUUUGUUUGGGUUUUUUUGUUACUUUUUUUUAAACCUAAAAUCGAUAUUGGGCCCUGGUAAUAUUCGUGAGUGCUGUGAGAUCACAUACACAAGCAAUAGACCUGCAAUUGUUAGGGUUUUGAGAGGUUUUGUCUCUGAAUGUUUAAGUAUUGCAGUGAAGUAGAAGAAUGCAGUCAGUGGGAUCAUUUUCCUCUUUUAUUAUUGAUCAGAUUUAAAUGUAUUUUAGUAUGUUUAUUUCAAAGACAAUGAGAUCUAGCUAACUUUCAUUUCAUUGCUGUCAAACACGUUUAUUCAGCCAGCUCAGCGCUUACACAUUCCGCUGCAGAACAAUCUGAUGGCAAUACAUUAAUUGAUGUGGUUUUACCUAAUUUGGAUAUUUAUUUCAUUAGAAGUGAAAAAAAAACCCCUAAACAAACCACAAAAGCCCCCCAAAACCCACACCAAAACCCAAAAAACCUCUCCAGAUCCUGUGUUUCCUAGUUGGUAUGUUGCUCGAAUACCUGUUCUAUUCAAGUAUUGCAAACCUGGGCUCACAGAAGAGAGUUCUGGAAGAGGUCUGACCCAAAAGAUGGCUUUGCUGGGGUUUGAGCCUCUUGCUCCUCUGGAUGCUUUGUUCUGAAAGUGCUUUGCUUUUCCUAGAGACUCACUGCUGUGCCAAGCAAACUUUUGCUCUCGUACCUGUGCCACAUGCUGGUUAUUAGUAAAGCAGCUAAGUCUUCUGCAGAGAGGCAGUCUACAUUGCCCUUUGAGGGGGUGAUGAGAAAAUAAGCUGCAAAUGGUUUCUGAAAACAGCCUUUU
Molecule: messenger RNA, 2867 nt
Organism: Egretta garzetta (little egret)
Lineage: Eukaryota; Metazoa; Chordata; Aves; Pelecaniformes; Ardeidae
Gene: UBE2J1
Product: ubiquitin conjugating enzyme E2 J1
Exons: 8
Coding region: 197-1111 (304 amino acids)
Source: RefSeq, a predicted model, not a curated record